AUGUUUCCGGAAGUCAUCCGGUGUUUCAGUCCUGUGACAUCAGACGUCCUCGUUCAGGUGACCCAGCCAAUGGCGAUCGACCUCUGCUCUCCUCCCUCGUCUCUGCAGCCACGUGCGCACUUCGGCUCCGGUCCCCAGCAGAAACACAGAACCUUCUAUGAGUUGCGCACCUACUGCAUCCGCCCGGAUCAGAAUGCCGCCUUCCUCAAGCUGACCAAUGAGAAGAUCCACCUGCGCACUGCCCACUCCGAGCUGGUUGGCUACUGGAGCGUUGAGUACGGUGGCCUGAACAAGGCCUUCCACAUAUGGAAGUAUGACAGUUACGCCCAGCGGGCAGAGGUCAGGGCGACGCUCGCUCAGGAUCCCGCCUGGGUGUCAGAGUACCUCUCCAAGGCCUUACCAAUGCUGACGUCACAGGACAACGAAGUCACCUAUAUGGUUCCUUGGAGCCGCCUGCAAAGUCCGUUGCAGGAGGGUGGUGUGUACGAGCUGGUUUCUUUCCAGAUGCGUCCUGGUGGACCAGCAGUUUGGGGAAAGGCCUUUCAGGCCGCUAUCAAUGCCCAUGAUGCACCUGGGUACGGCAAGCUGAUAGGAGUUUUCCACUGCGAGUUUGGACUGCAAAAUAGAGUUCACGCCCUCUGGUGGUUUGAGAGCCCCGACCAUAGAGCUGAAAUCCGACACACAGCUCACCAUGAUGCCAGAGUGGUGGCUGCAGUGAGAAACAACAUCGUCAAUCUGGACUCUCAGAGGAACCAGCUCAUGUUGCCGUGUCCUUUCUCGCCUCUGAAGUAACUUCCUGUCCUGAUGCCCGCCUCUCACCCAGAACAAAGUUUAGCAUGCAAACCUGAUCUUUAGUUUGACCUACUUGGGCCUCUGUAGACGCAGACGCGCUCAGCAGCAAGUGUUGGCGACAGCAUCCAAUUGCACGGUGUGACUGCUAAAAGGUGGGCGGGGCUUCUCUUUGCUUUAGGUUAACUGACUGGCUGCUUUAAAGUGUGAAAAUAAACUGUCACGUGCCUCUCAGACUCUGUGGACUGUUUUUCCGCUCAUGGAUGGAAUUAUUUUCCACAAAGCUGGGACUAAAAAAUAUUUAAAUAAAGGAGAUGAUUUACACGUCAUUUCACGCCUGUUAUCCGAUAACAUCUGGAGCAGUUUACACAUUCACCUAACAGGUGAAAGGUCCCUCAUUUGGCUCAGAGAGUGGUUGCAUCAGCCAUGUAUGGAGCUACCUGCUGUGAAUAAAGGAGCAGCCCAAAGUAGCUUUAUAUAUGAUAAUAUCUGGUACAAAGACAACCUAUAAAAAGGCUGAAAACUGAGAAUCAAGUAGAGCUGGGUUAAAAUCUGGAGCUUUUUAAUGUAAUUUUGAUCGUGUUGUUUUCUGAGAAAACUUAAAUUUUAUCCAAAAUGCACUUUUUAAGGCAUUGUGUCACCACGUGUGAUGGGUGGCUGCUCAAAACAAGUUGGAACAUGUGAAAAUUCCCAUUUUCACCUAUUUUUAACACCAGGAUCAACAUCCAGUCCCUUUUCUUCCACCAAAGGGAGAGAGCAUGUAAUCGGUCUGUUUGUCUGUUUGUUAGCAGUCAGGCGUCCACAGUUUAAGGUUUCAUUUUUAAAUUUUGUGUGAUGGUCGCGGGUCAAGGUCACAGCAACUGUGAAAAUCAGUAGAAACGUUCUACUUCCCACAAUUUUUAUACAUAGUCUUCAAACUUUAUAUCAAUACACAAAGGCCAUGGGGGGCACGAGUACCAAGGUUGGCUAAGCAUUUGAUCUUCAUUGUUGGGAUCCAAGGUCAAAGCUGACCUUGGAAAAAAAAAACAUGGAGUAAUAUAUUAUAUGAAAAGACACAGAGACGCCAUAACAGGUUGGUGGCAUCGUGUGGUAAUACAAACAUCAAAGUUUUAAUGCAGCCUUUAGCCUUCAGGGGGCGAUGUGAGCUAUGGAUGCUCUCCUGUAAUAGCAGUUUUACUAGUAUUCAGGUAAAAUCAGCUGAUUCUGAUGAAAUGACCCUAAAAGCUUAUUUAACCCAGUGGGAAAGCAUCUCAUUCAAAAUAAAGAAGAAAACUUAAGAUUUCUAGAAUUUGAAGAUUUCUUGGUUUUAACAUGUUUUCUUUUCUUUCACACAAAAACUUCAAACUGUGUGUAAAUCUGAAUUCUGUCUUUACAGUUUAGACUUUAUUUUUAUGCAUGUCCGCCUCAGGGCCUUUAACCUUUGGCCACAUGGAUUAUGAACAGUAACAUUACUUGGUUCUUCCUUAAAAAGUGGGUGGACAAGCAGAAACCUGCAAACUGAUCAGCACUGAUAGCCAGCACGUCACAGAGAACUGCAGCAGAAGAAGAGUCUUUGCUUGAAAUUUGAUUUAUUUGCUAAUAAAAGCCUUUGAAACAUGAAA
Messenger RNA from Neolamprologus brichardi, 2390 nucleotides. The record is from RefSeq and is a predicted model, not a curated record. NCBI's taxonomy places the organism in Eukaryota, Metazoa, Chordata, Actinopteri, Cichliformes, Cichlidae.